Messenger RNA from Mangifera indica (mango), 891 nucleotides. RefSeq names its product adenylate kinase isoenzyme 6 homolog. Gene Ontology annotation, cellular component: nucleus; cytoplasm. Gene Ontology annotation, molecular function: AMP kinase activity; ATP binding; ATP hydrolysis activity. The coding region runs from base 160 to 690 and encodes 176 amino acids. The transcript has 4 exons. Lineage: Eukaryota; Viridiplantae; Streptophyta; Magnoliopsida; Sapindales; Anacardiaceae. The record is from RefSeq and is a predicted model, not a curated record.
UCAGUUUUGUAAAAGUAAAAAAUACCCUGCAAGCCACUUUCUUCGCUACCUGCUUGCUUUCUUUUAAACUGCAAUACCCACCGCUUCUUUUUCACAGCCGCCGCUCCUCAUCCACCGUCACUGACAAUCCUACUUUUGUAAAGAAUUAUCGUGGAUACCAUGGUGCAAGAUAAAAAGAGGAAUCGACCGAACAUAUUGAUAACUGGAACACCCGGAACAGGAAAAACGACAACAUCGACUGCUUUAGCGGAGUCAACCCAGCUUCGCCACAUAAACAUUGGGGAUUUGGUUAGAGAAAAAAAAUUACAUGACGGCUGGGAUGAUGAACUCGAGUGCCACAUCAUCAACGAAGACCUGGUGUGUGAUGAACUUGAGGAUUUAAUGGAAGAAGGUGGUAAUAUUGUGGAUUACCAUGGAUGUGAUUUCUUUCCAGAGCGAUGGUUUGAUUGUAUUAUCGUGCUUCAAGCUGAAAAUUCUGUUUUGUAUGAUCGUUUGACUAGGAGAGGUUAUUCUGGGGCUAAGCUUUCCAACAAUAUUGAAUGUGAAAUCUUUCAAGUUUUGCUGGAGGAGGCAAAAGAAAGUUAUCCAGAGGAUAUUGUCCUGGCUUUGAACAGCAAUACCAUUGAGGAUAUCACUGCAAAUGUUGCAACUUUGACAGAUUGGGUCAGGAAUUGGCAACCAAGUUCCUAGAGACUCCAAUACAAAUUUUCUCCUCUAUUUAUGUUUGUGUUUUUUUUAAUCCUUUUGGAUGGUCUAGGGAAUCUUUUAAGUCUACAUGAAAUAGUUUUAUGCAUAAUGUAUUUGUAAAAUUAGUCUUUCUCUUUCAACGCUACAGGAAUUGAUUUUGAGACAAUUUUUCUCGUGUUAGUUUUACUCGGAGCAUUUUGAGAA